GUAAAAUUGUGCAGGUAGAGUGUAGACUGCGCAUUUGCAGUAUAGACAAACUUUAGUAGGUAUUGCAGUGUAGUUAUUAUUGAUUGACAUUGAGCUUGAACUUGAGUUGAGUGUGAGACUUGUCUCUUGUGACUUGACUUGAGUAAUCUUAUUGCGUUCCAACGGUUAGGACGUUUGAGUCAGUUUGUCUAAGUUAAAAGUAAAAGUUGUUAUUGUAAACAUGUUUCACGGACCCGAAAAAGCUUUACAAACAUCCUAUAUUGCGAUGCAACGUCCUCAAUCCAAUUCUUCGAGGGUAGAUGACGAGCUCAUGCAGAAGAGUCAUCGUGCGCUGAGCAAUACAACCGACCCUCUUGAGAGACUUCGUUUGAUGUGCCUCUCUCGAGGCUCUGAUGGUAUCUUGGCCAUUGCCAGAGUGUUCCGGAGGAUGGAUCACGAUGGCACUAAAAAACUCAACAAGGAACAGUUCAUCAACGGAAUUAAAGAGUCAGGCAUGGACUUGAACCCAAAUGAGAUUGAAGCUCUGUUCGACAGUUUUGAUUCAGACAAGACCGGUUGCAUCAGCCUUGACAAAUUUAUUGCACGUCUUCGUCCGCCGAUGUCGGAGUCCCGUCGCGACAUCGUCGCGCAAGUGUUCAAGAAGCUGGACAAAUCCGGACACGGCGUUCUAGCCAUCGAUGAUAUUCGAAAAAUCUACUCAGUCAACUGUAGCCCCAGGUACAAGAGUGGUGAAGAUACUGCAGAUUUUACGAUGAACAAGUUCCUGGCUAACUUCGAGGGUGACGACUCCGUUGAUGGAACUGUAACACUUGAAGAGUUUAUGAAUUACUACAGCGCCAUCAGUGUCUCUAUCGACACCGACUGCUACUUCGACUUGAUGAUGCGUCAGGCAUACAAGUUGUAAAUUUAUCAAAUAAAUAUCUUUUUAUUCCACUUAUUGCUCCCUUUACGCUCAUCGUAUUUAGAGUGAAAGGAAAGAUAGUUUGCACUAUAUUUCACGCUUGAUCCAUUAUUAUACUGAACAAUAUAAUAUUGUAUUAAA
This is a messenger RNA of Leptidea sinapis, 1042 nucleotides long. Its product is annotated as calcyphosin-like protein. The transcript has 7 exons. The coding region runs from base 221 to 904 and encodes 227 amino acids. Gene Ontology annotation, molecular function: calcium ion binding. NCBI's taxonomy places the organism in Eukaryota, Metazoa, Arthropoda, Insecta, Lepidoptera, Pieridae. The record is from RefSeq and is a predicted model, not a curated record.